Brassica napus (rape) is the source of this 1419-nucleotide messenger RNA. RefSeq names its product U11/U12 small nuclear ribonucleoprotein 59 kDa protein-like. NCBI's taxonomy places the organism in Eukaryota, Viridiplantae, Streptophyta, Magnoliopsida, Brassicales, Brassicaceae. The coding region runs from base 110 to 1264 and encodes 384 amino acids. The transcript is spliced from 8 exons. The record is from RefSeq and is a predicted model, not a curated record.
CCUUUGCUUUUGCCGGCGUCGAAACCUCCUCCGUGUAACAAACUCCACCACCAUCAUUAGCUCCUUUCCUCGUUGCUCUCGCCUACGCUGUGCAGCUCAAACCGGUAACAUGAAUCCGGCGAGUUACCAGCCUCCGUUCCACUGGGCUCCGAUGCUACCUCCCGAUCCACCUCGCCGCGGUGCGUUCUGGAACACCAAGAACAUAUCCGAUCAGCUCAAACAGCUCCAAGAUACAAUCCACCUCGCAAAAUCAAUGGAGAAGGAACUGGAUGCGUUGAGGAUGAUCAAAGACGGUAAAGGUUCGAUGGAAACUGUGGAGGGAGGGUCAGGGGUAGAGUGUUUGAGGAGAUAUGUAGAAAGUGUGAAGGUUGAUUUGGAAGAGCAGGAGAAGCUUUCAGUGGAAGCUGCUAACUCCUUGAUGUCUACGUUAAGAGCACAGCUUGAGCCUUUUAGGUUUGUUGUUGACGAGAGUUCUCCAUGGGAGGAGAAAUCUGCGGCGGCGAGAUUGAGUUGUAGGAUGAAGAAGUCUAAAAGGAAUAAACUUUGGAAGAAGAAGAAGAGACGUUGUGUUGCAGAGAUGCGUGCUAAGGAGCCUGAGAGAUUUGAACAAGCUGAUCGAGAGGCUGAUGAGUGGAGGGAAAAGGAAAUGGCCAAGGACAUGGCUAACAGAAAGGUUGAUGAGAUGAAGGCAAUUGAGAAGGUCAAGGCGAAACGAGAACGAAGGAGACUAGAACCCGAGCUUGAACUAGCUCUAAUUGUUGAGGAAAUGCAAGAGUUGCGUUCGCUAAGAAUCGAGAAACUAAAGAAGCAAGGGCAUUUUUUUCCGGAAGAAGAUGACAAGUUCUUCGAUAGUGUUCGCGCUGCUGUGGAGCAAGAGGAGAAUCAAGCUCAGUCUGUAAUCAACACAGAGAACGAAGAGAAUGUCAUUGCCUCCGAGGAAGACACUAAUCUAACAACCGAUAACAAAAUCAUCAACAAUGACACGGAUAAAGAAAGCAAUACUGUCUUAGGGGCGGCUUGUGAAAAGAAAAUAGAAGCUCCUCCUCCUGACAAUGGUGUCGACAAUGUAUCAAAUUUACCGGUGGAAUGUUAUCACUACUACUACGGAAGCAAUUUGGACAUGGGAAGGCUUAUUGAGAUUAGAAGAGAAUGGGAUGCAUAUCUGAGUCCAGGAGGAAGCCGGAUUCCUGGACAUUGGGUGCAGCCAUCGGCACCAGCUAAUGAGAUUUGGGCUUCUUGUCUUGUUAAAAACUCCAAAGAGUGAUCUUAGUUAGUAGGCGGUCGUAUUCUAGGAGACAGGACAAUGUUAAUCUUAAACUAGAGUUCCAUAAAUAUUGUUGCUGGAGAAAUCUUAAGUUAGUGUCGAUCCUGUUUUAAAACAUACCAACUCAUGGAUAACGAUUUUGUUAGUUUGAUGAA